UGCAAGUGUCCGGCAAGCGGCGCUGCGCCCUGGUGCGUGCGGAAGCCCGAGGAAAGGAAGGCGCAGGCAGUGGCGGCGCCUGGUCAGCCAUGGCGGGGCAACGAGGCGGGGAGCCGGCGAAUUACGUCUCUCGCCUCUCGGCAUGGGCGGACGAGCACCUCACCCUCGUCCGGAACAUCAGCACUGGAAUGGCGAUAGCUGGAGUAAUUUUACUUGCAAAGAGUGUAAAAUUGAACUAUCUGAUGAGAUACAUUGCUUUAGAAAAGACAACCAAAUUCACAACUGCUAUGGAAAUACCAGUGGAAUUUAUAGAGAAGAACGUUAAGUUGCGGGGACGGUUGCACCGAAUAAGUGAACGAGGAUUGGAAAUUGAACAUGUUCCCAUUACCCUUCCAAUCAUUUCAUCUUUGCAGAGAAGAUGGAAUUCAGAUGGUUUAUUGCUGAUCAGACUUGCUGGUGUGGAGCUAACACCAGAUGGCACGGUCUGGUUGAAAGAAGAGGUAAAACCCCCACAGAUGAUGUGGUUCCAACUUCUGGAAAGGAAGGACUCAGCGCUUGAUUGCCUUGUGGUAGUAAGUAAGGGUAGAUUUUCCAGUAUCUGCCUAAAUGAAGAAAUCCUGAGACGAGGGCUUGGCAAGACAGUCCGUAUUGACGGACUAGCUCACGAAUCCCGGAUAUAUUGGAAACUCCACAAGAGGCUCCUUCGAGCUGAAUUGAAAGCCGUGAGGAAAAAUAAAGGAAUCUGGAAAGAAGAAACCUUAAUUGAGAAGCUGAAAGAGCGUAUAAGAAACAACAGAUACAUGCAGAAGUUAAAACAAUUUGCAACCUGGCUAAGCAUCCGCCUCUAAAAUCGAGGGGUUUGUUGAGGAGGAAGAACACACACACACCAGAUGGAGAAGGAUGCAACACUGUAUUUUCCUACUGUCAGAAUACCACAACUAAUGCCUGGCCUUCUGUUGGUGGCUUCUGCCUUAGGGGAAGAAAACGAAAACAUCACAGAACAUGUUUCUGGAGGAGAUAGAUGCACAUAGUGUAUACAGACAUUAGUUUAAUUCAGAUGUAAGUUAUCCAAAAGUAUAAAAACAGAGACCCAAAUCUAGGCCACGUAACAUUCCAGCAAGAGAAUAAAACUGAAAGCUUGCUUCAUAGAGGGAAAUACUUGAAUUAACUGGGGUAUGUCUCAUCCAUGCAUGUGGCUGCUGUCAGUCCUUCCCUAAUCGUGGAGCACCUGAAUUAGGCAGCAGACAGAGUGGAGAAGCCUUUUUCCUCCCUGUGAGGUUGUGAGUGGAACAUAGGCUCAGUUCCCAGGAUUGGGAACCACCGUUCUUAAUCAGCUAGUGCUGAUUUCUUCUGCUGCAUCAGGCCUGUGAUGAGGUGGUAAUGUACUGAACAGUGACUUGAAUUCCUAAAUGCUCUUUUGGGGUAAAUUUAGUUCACGGCAUCAGCAUGAGCACAACACCUUUGCUGUAAACUGAUGCAAUUUGACAUUGGUGCUGCCAUCAACUGAAAACGUGGGCAUUUGCCACCAGUGGGUUCCGUAGUCUCUGUUCCCAGGUAUAUUACAAGUGUACGGUGACAUACAUUGCACCAUGCACAAGCUUUAAAAUCGGAAUCGCAGUUCUUGGUUUUUGGUUCCUGGGAAUAUACCAGGACUGUUCUAGAAGAAGUUGCUUUCACUUGAUUCUGGUUGUAUUCUGAGGUUUGGUUCUAAUGCAACUGAUGCGUGGGGUACUGUGCCAUGUUCUGUGCUAUCUAUGUGAGUUGUGAUUGGCUGAAAUCCACCGAACCGUGUGGGGAAACAGCUUCUCAUGAACAGCAUCACACCCUCUACUGAGCAGUGCCUACACGACAGCAUUACAAACCACUGCACAUAGUUGUGGCUUGCGUCAGUUAGGCCUUGGUUGGUUCCAUAGGAGCUGAACAGAUUUAAAAGUAAAGGGACACUGCUUACAUGGCUUUUGAACUGCUUUCUAAGGUUGCAGUGCCAGUUGAAAUGGAAAUUCAUUCCUGUAUGACCUUCGUUAUGUAUUCCUGCCAAGAUUAAUUGACCUGAUUGAUGAUCAUAAGAUCUGAGCACUUGACUCAUGUUUACUUUGGUGGAACAUUAUGUAUGCCUGAUUGUUCUGAACCAUUUAAUUUAUAUGCUUAGCUAGAAUUUGGCGGCCCGAUGAUAAGGCUACUGUUUUAAUAAUCUUGCUAAACAAUCUAGAAUAUGAUAAUAUUGUACACGGAGGAUAAACAUAGUAUUUCUCCUGUUGUCCUGUAUAAUUUUUGAAAAUUGCUCCCUUAAAAGGAGUGUGUCAUAUAUAUAGUCAUUAAAAGCUUAACAUACUUA
Messenger RNA from Podarcis muralis (Common wall lizard), 2335 nucleotides. RefSeq names its product chromosome 6 C3orf33 homolog (gene MISO1). NCBI's taxonomy places the organism in Eukaryota, Metazoa, Chordata, Lepidosauria, Squamata, Lacertidae. The record is from RefSeq and is a predicted model, not a curated record.